Neolamprologus brichardi is the source of this 2784-nucleotide messenger RNA. NCBI's taxonomy places the organism in Eukaryota, Metazoa, Chordata, Actinopteri, Cichliformes, Cichlidae. The record is from RefSeq and is a predicted model, not a curated record.
AGGGUAGAAAGUGCGCUGUCAGAAAGGUUCGUGUAAGACUCAAGCUUGAUUUUGCUUUUUUUUUUUCCCCACGCCUUAUUUGAUUGAUUUAUUUCCAGGUGACCAAUGAGAUCACUCCAGUGCUGACGUAUUCCUACAUGGCUGUGCUGGUACCAGCCUUCCUGCUAACGGAUCUUCUGCGUUAUAAGCCGGUCCUGAUUAUUCAGGGCGUCAGUCAGGUGAUCAUCUGGAUCAUCCUGCUGCUUGGCGGUACGCUGCUUCAGAUGCAGUUCAUGGAGUUCUUCUACGGCAUCACCAUGGCCUGCCGUGUCGCCUACUCCUCCUACAUCUUCUCCCUGGUCAACCCGGUCUUCUACCAGCGCGUGGCCGGCUACUCGCGCUCCUCAGUCCUCCUGGGGGUUUUCACCAGCUCUAUCCUGGGCCAGCUGUGCAUGUCCUUGGGAAACAUCACCUUCUACACCCUCAACAGUAUCUCUCUGGGGUUUGUCAGCUUUGGUUUGCUGCUCUCACUCUGCCUGCCCUGGCCUAAACGCUCCUUGUUUUUCAACCGGACGAAUCAGGAGGAAAAGGAACUGGUAGAAGUAGCCACCAAAUCUGAACUGGACAAAAUGGACCCAAAAGAUGGAGGGCCAUCCUUUGCUGCCCCUCCAUGUCCUGCGUCAACCUGGAAGGAUUCUGUGUUUAUGCAGAUGCUUCUGGAGGUUAGAAAUGUGCUGAAGAGGCCAAACCUGAGGCUCUGGUCCCUGUGGUGGGUGUUCAACUCCACAGGGUAUUACCUGGUGCUCUUCUACGUCCACAUCCUGUGGAACAAAGUCUACCCUGCCACUGAGAACAAGAACGUUUACAAUGGGGGAGUGGAAGCAGCUUCUACAUUGCUCAGUGAGACAUUUCCAGACAUUUUUAAAAAAUACUUCCGAAGCUUCUACCAGUUUCUGGUGCCUAUUGCCACUUUCCAGAUUGCAUCGUCACUCACCAAGGAGCUCUGCGCUCUUGUGUUUGGUAUCAACACCUUCUUUGGGACAGUGCUGAAGACCAUUAUCAGCCUGAUCUUCACUGAUAAGAGGGGCCUGGCCUUGGACGUGCACUCUCAGUUUCUGGUGUACUUCUUUUACUUCACUCUUCUUACUGUCGUCUACUUUGCCUGCGCUGCUGUGGUCAUCUGCCGUCACUACCGAAACGAGCGGAGGGGAGGAGUAACCAGGGACCAGCCCACGCCCACGGAGCUCAGCCCUGUGGUGACAAACAAGGAGCUAGAACCUUUGUCUAAUGGCAAACGUGCCUAACUCUAAACACAAGGAGAAACAUGUCGUUCCAUAACAUUGUUAGACCAGUUUUACUAAUAAGCUCGUGAGAGUCACUGAGAUCAGUGUUUUAGCCCCUUCACACACUCAGGUGGGUUCAGUGAUGCCUCUGAGCCUCAAUCAGAAGUGCCUCGUGUGCAGCGACUCCAAGAGUGCAGCAGCUUGUCUGAUGUCUGAGGAGAGAUUUUCUAGAGUAAUUUACUUUAAAAAAAAAAGUCACUUUGGUGUUUUUAGACAUUGCUAAAGCAGCCUGGGACCUUUAAUGUCACAACCAAGAUUUCUUAGAAAACACGAAACAACCGUGUGAUAUAUGCUGGAGUGAUUCUUUUCUAUAUUCAAGGCUCACGAGACAUGACCACACUUGUUUUUAAUAAAACACUCCUAUUGUACUUUGUUACAAUUACUGUGUUAGUGGCAUUUUUAAAGAACAUAUGAGUAUGAAUAUACCUUAGUUAUUGAUGAUGAUUAUCACAGUCUGACAUCAGUGUUGUGGGAUCAGUGAGAUCUUCUUCACUGCUGAUAAUUUCAAGCAGCAAACUGCAGAUUUAUGCAGUGUGCUCUGCUCAAUGCAAUGUUGUCUGCUGUCUGUUUGUAUUGCAGGAGCAGCGCCACAGACGAUUGCAAUAAUCUUCAUUUGAUACAAUGAUUUCUUUUUCUUUUUUUUAGGACUAAUUAACAUUUCUAUACAUCUUUACAGAAAAUUCAAACCUGUUCUCAAAUUUCAGUACCUCAGUCAACUGGAGCUGCUCGUGAGUUUGUCGAUAAGUUCAGUAAACAACAAACCAAGUGAAAUUUGUAAAACCUGAUUUUAUUUAUUUUUGGUCAAUAAAUGGCUGUUUUUCUUUCUUUUUCUUGUGUUUAACAUUUAAACAUGCUGGGUCAGUGCUGUAGAGCAGCGGUUCUCAAAGCUGGGUCUGUGAUUCUUUGGAAAAGCAACAUGUCAAGCUUUUUACUUCCACACUUAGUAACUUUGGCUCAGUAGAAGAGCAUGUUACAUAUCAGAAGAUUUAAACAUUAAUAGAAAACUUAAUGAGGGGAUUCCUUGGAAAGGCUCUCCCCUCUAAAGGGCCACUGACCCCAGAGAACCGGAGAACACUCGAGCCAACAGGAAGUUCAGCGGAUAUGUUAAGUAGGUUUUAAAAUGACUUUGCUUGAUCACUUAAACAGAAGAUUGAGUUCUUUCUUACAGCAGAUGCAAUGGUAGUUUGUGUUUACUGCAUUGAGUAUUCAGUGAUACAUUUACUGUAUAGAUUUGUUCUCUAGUUCAGUGUUAAGUGCAUUUUCACUUGUUGUAAAAUCAGGAAUAUCUGCACUGCCAUUGUGUCGUUUUAGUAUUUGAAGGGUUAAACUGCAGUAGGUAACAUGAUGCAGAGUUUUGUGAUUGAAAUCAUUGCUGAAAAAUGACUAAACGUGUCUGAGUGCUGUAACGAGGAAAUGAGAUGUUUAUUUUUUAUUCACAAAUAAAUUACUGAGUGGAUAAAAA